Molecule: messenger RNA, 249 nt
Organism: Eimeria mitis
Lineage: Eukaryota; Apicomplexa; Conoidasida; Eucoccidiorida; Eimeriidae
Product: protein phosphatase 2b regulatory subunit, putative
Exons: 3
Coding region: 1-249 (82 amino acids)
Molecular function (GO): calcium-dependent protein serine/threonine phosphatase regulator activity; calcium ion binding
Source: RefSeq, a predicted model, not a curated record
AUGCAGAAGACGAAAUUUGCCUUCGACGUGUACGACAUAAACAAAGACGGCCACAUCAGUAACGGGGAGCUCUUUGCAGUGAUGAAGAUGAUGGUUGGGAACAACUUGAAUGAUCAGCAGCUGCAGCAGCUGGUGGACAGGACGAUCGUGCAGGCAGACAAAGAUGGGGACGGGAUGAUUUCCUUUGAGGAAUUCAGGGAGAUGGUUUCGCACAUCGAUAUCGCGGACAAGCUGCGAGUUGACGUUUGA